CCCUUCGGGCGGGGCCGCGCCUGCUGGCUCUGGGGCGCUGGGCGGCGCUGCCCGGGCUCCGCGCUGCUCGGCCCGCAGCUCCGUGUUGGUGGGCGACCGGUAUGACAGCGGCGGGGGCGGCGGCGGCGCGGGGCUGAGCGCGCGGCGUGGAGCCAGGGAAAGAGGAGGAAGUGGAGCGCGGCCCGCAGCUGCGAGUCAGCCGCCGCGCCGAGGUCCGCCCCAUUUUGCCGAGCGAGCCGAGUCCGGAACCGGGAAGACUUCCCCGCCGGGCUCCGGCCCCCGCAGCUCCUCGCCGGCGUCCCGACCAGCCCCGCCGGCCCUGGCCCCGGCAUCCGCCACGGGACGCUUCCAGCCCCACGGUCCGGGGCGUCGUGGCCGGGACUCCCGAGCGCACGACCCUGAUUGAGUGCACCUGGGCGGGACUCCCGCUCCUGGCCCACCAUACGGGGCCACGGUUGCGGGCUCGUUCCCAGCCUUUUGCAGCGGGUGUCUGAGCCCUCCGCCCGGGGAUAACGCACGCUGUCCCCAGGACCCCGACCGAGUGCACGGGAGCCCGGACACCCUCAGCCUCUUUCCCCGAGACCUGGACCUUCAGCUGCUCCGACCCGGUGCUUCGGACUUCCCGGCGGCGAGCGCCCAGGAAGCCCCUGCCAGGGUCCAGCGCCCCCUGAAGGGUCCCAGGCGGGUUGGACAGUCGGACUGAACCGGACCCGGGUGGUCCUGCGAGCCGAAGCUGCCACGUUCCUGCCGACCUAGGCGAGGGGCUUGGUGCUUUCCCCGAGAAGACACAGGGUCCCCCCCCUCCCCCGCCCCGGCGGCCGGCGGGAGCCAAGAGCUGCAGCUCUCCCAGUGAAGUGACAUCACCGCCUUCCUGACAGGACACCCCUGGGAGCCCAGCUCACAGCCACUGGUACCUUCUUCCAGAACCAGCCUGAGGCCCCCAUGGGCUCCUGAGGGCCGGGCACCAGGGCCUCGGGCACGAGCAUGGUAAGACACCAGCCCCUGCAGUACUACGAGCCCCAGCUGUGCCUCUCCUGCCUCACGGGCAUCUACGGCUGCCGCUGGAAACGCUACCAGCGCUCCCAUGAUGACACCACACCGUGGGAACGCCUCUGGUUCCUGCUCCUCACGGUCACCUUCGGCCUCACACUCACCUGGCUCUACUUCUGGUGGGAAGUCCACAAUGACUACAAUGAAUUCAACUGGUACCUCUACAACCGCAUGGGCUACUGGAGUGACUGGUCCGUGCCCAUCCUCAUGACCGCAGCCACCGCCUUCAUCUACAUCGCGGGCCUCCUGGUCCUGGCGCUGUGUCACAUCGCCGUGGGGCAGCAGAUGAACCUGCACUGGCUGCACAAGACACACUGGGGCCCUUGGCCUGCCCAGCCACACCUGCUCUUCCCCUUCCAGAUGGGGCUGGUGGUCAUCCUGGUGUCCACGGUGGUGGCCAUGUCGGCCAUGGCCCAGCUGUGGGAGGACGAGUGGGAGGUGCUGCUCAUCUCCCUGCAGGGCACAGCUCCGUUCCUGCACAUGGGGGCCCUGGCUGCCAUCACCGCGCUCUCCUGGAUCGUGGCAGGACAGUUCGCCCGGGCAGAGCGGUCCUCCUCCCAGAUGGCCAUCCUCUGCACCUUCUCCGCCGUGGUGUUUGCCCUCUACCUGGCCCCUCUCACCAUCUCCUCUCCCUGCAUCAUGGAGAAAAAGGACCUGGGCCCCAAGCCCGCCCUCAUUGGCCACCGCGGGGUCCCCAUGCUGGCCCCAGAGCACACGCUGAUGUCCUUCCGGAAGGCCCUAGAGCAUAAGCUGUACGGAUUGCAAGCCGAUGUCACCAUCAGCCUGGACGGCGUGCCCUUCCUCAUGCAUGACACCACGCUGCGGCGCACCACCAACGUGGAGGAGGCGUUCCCCGAGCUGGCCCGCAGGCCCGCCUCCAUGCUCAACUGGACUGUCCUGCAGAGGCUCAACGCCGGCCAGUGGUUCCUGAAGACGGAUCCCUUCUGGACGGCCAGCUCCCUGUCCCCCUCCGACCACAGGGAGGCCCAGAACCAGUCCAUCUGCAGCCUCGCUGAGCUCCUGGCGUUGGCCAAGGGCAAUGCCACGCUGCUGCUCAACCUGCGCGACCCUCCCCGGGACCAUCCCUACCGAGCCAGCUUCCUCAACAUCACCCUGGAGGCCUUGCUGCGCUCCGGCUUCCCCCAGCACCAGGUCAUGUGGCUGCCUAACAGGCAGAGGCCCUUUGUACGGAAGGUGGCUCCUGGCUUCCAGCAGACGUCAGGCUCCAAGGAGGAAGCUACCAGCCUCCAUAGAGGCCACAUCCAGUGGCUGAACCUGCGCUACACUCAGGUGUCCCGCCAGGAGCUCAGGGACUAUGCAUCCUGGAACCUGAGUGUGAACCUCUACACGGUCAACACGCCGUGGCUCUUCUCCCUGCUGUGGUGCAUGGGGGUCCCCUCCGUCACCUCCGACAACUCCCACACUCUGUCCCAGGUGCCUUCCCCGCUCUGGAUCAUGCCCCCGGACGAGUACUGCCUCAUGUGGGUCACCGCGGACCUGAUCUCCUUCACCCUCAUCGUGGGCAUCUUCGUGCUCCAGAACUAUCACUUGAUCAGGUGGCGCCUGGGUGGCAUCCGGAGCUACAACCCCGAGCAGAUCAUGCUGAAUGCUGCCGUGCACCGGACCAGCCGGGACGUCAGCAUCAUGAAGGAGAAGCUCAUCUUCUCAGGUGAGAUCAGCGAUGGCAUGGAGGUCUCCGAUGAGCUCUCUGUAUGUUCAGACAACAGCUACGACACAUAUGCCAACAGCGCCAGCACCCCAGUGGACCCCCGAGGGACUGGCGGCCAUACCAAGACCCUCGCAGACCGGAGUGGGCGUUAGCUGAAGCCCCGUCUUCCCAGGCUGAGCCUAAUGGAGAGACCCGGGAACCCAGAACAGCAGGCAGAAGCUUGUCUGGCCUGGGAGUGCUUUGGGAGCUGGGGCCAUGGCCUCCUCGUUGGCUCCAGCCCCUGUCCGCCAUGACCUCUCUUAGGGGGUAGGGGCUCCUCUCCCCGCUCAGGCCCAACCGGGCCAGCACUCCAGCCUCCCAGAUGCCCCUGCAGGCCUGGGGAUCCUUCCUCUGGGAAGUGUGGGGCCUGGUCCUCCCCUGAAACCCUCCCUGGAAUCCUGGAUACUUUGAUGGGCCACUGGGCCGUGCCCUUUCCCCUUUCCCCUGUGGCAAUGGAGGAUGUGGAUGCUCACGGGGGACCACCCUCCUGUCUGGGCUGUGAAGCAGCCGAUGUCUCUGUUUCUCCUGCCCAAGGACCUGGGGCCAGGCCUCUGCCCCCAGCAGCUCUGCUCUUCACCUCAGUCUCACAGCACAAGGAGGCUCGCCUCAGGAGGAAAGCCUGCAAUCGUGGGGAUUCUCCUCCGACCAGCCCGCCGCCACCGGCCCUGCCCCAGGAGGGGGCCCCAGCCACGUCCUUGGGAGCAGCUGGAAGUGGCCAGAAGAGCAGGCUCAGGGCUGCUCGGUCCCUGCCCAAGUGUCCAACAGCCUCCGGGGCAGAAUGACCUGCAGGCUCAGGAGAGCAAGGCUGGCACAGUGACCACAGGGCAGGGCCCCCUGGGAAGAGCGUUCUCUGGGCGUGGUCAGGGGGCGGGCAUGUGGCCAAGAAGGCCUAUAGAGGAAGGAGCUGGAGGGACUUGGCCAAGUGGUUAAAGCUGACACAUCAUUUCUGAACUGUCACUGGAAGGAUGGGGACGAGCUUGCCGAGUUUGGGAUUCCGUCUUGGCCCCAUGACAUGAGGAGGAGCCGUUCUCAGAAACGGGAGAGUGGCAGGCUGGCAGGUUCCUUAACAGCCCAGGGCUGGGGGCCGAUCUUGGAGAGAGAAAGUGACCGUCCAAGGCCACACAGAACAAGUGGCACGAGAAUCCCAUCCAUGCCUUCUGUAACCAGCCAGGAACAGCACGGAAGAUGGGGAGGGCUCCUGGGUCUGAUGUCAGGGUGGGCAAAGGGCCUAGGAGGUCCCCGCAUGGCCCCAUGGAGGUGUUCUGAGCUCCCUGACCUGUGGAGACAGACCUUCAGCCAGCAGAUGCCUCUCCACCAUGGCAGAAGAUUGGCUUGGACUUCUCAAGGAUUUGGACCUGACCAAAGCCAGCCCACCCCAUUCCUGGCACAUUGGGAUGCCUGGGUUGAAGCCCAGUAUAGUCCACAGAUGUCCCUUUCUGUCAUUCAGUCCUUGGACCUCUGCCCUCCGUGAAGGAGUCUGCAGCGGCCUCGAGGCAGGUCUGUAACCCCCAUCUUUGUCCUAAGAGUUUGUGUGAUCUUGGGUGUGUCCUAAGGGGAAAAGGGAGAAGCUGAACUCUAGCACCAGCCUGCAUUAAAUAAACAUGGUGCUUUCUGGAACCAA
Messenger RNA from Myotis myotis, 4379 nucleotides. It is a transcript of the gene GDPD5, whose product is annotated as glycerophosphodiester phosphodiesterase domain containing 5. The record is from RefSeq and is a predicted model, not a curated record. Gene Ontology annotation, cellular component: plasma membrane. Gene Ontology annotation, biological process: positive regulation of neuron differentiation; lipid metabolic process. The transcript is spliced from 18 exons. Gene Ontology annotation, molecular function: glycerophosphodiester phosphodiesterase activity. NCBI's taxonomy places the organism in Eukaryota, Metazoa, Chordata, Mammalia, Chiroptera, Vespertilionidae. Bases 985 to 2871 code for a protein of 628 amino acids.